AUGAUAAACAUAGCCGGUGUUGUGAGCAUAGUGCUCUUCUAUUUACUAAUUUUGGGAGUCGGUAUUUGGGCAGCCCGGAAAAAAGAGUCUGGAAAUGACUCCGAAGAAGAAGUUAUGUUGGCUGGGAGAAGCAUUGGGCUUUUUGUUGGCAUAUUUACAAUGACAGCUACCUGGGUCGGAGGUGGAUACAUAAAUGGAACGGCGGAGGCAAUAUACACAUCUGGUCUGGUAUGGUGCCAAGCACCAUUUGGAUACGCUCUUAGUUUGGUUUUUGGUGGGAUAUUUUUCGCGAACGAGAUGCGCAAACAGGGCUACGUUACGAUGCUGGACCCGUUGCAGGACAGCUUCGGGGAACGCAUGGGCGGCCUGCUCUUCUUGCCGGCGCUUUGUGGAGAAGUUUUCUGGGCAGCCGGAAUAUUGGCCGCAUUGGGAGCAACACUUUCCGUCAUCAUCGACAUGGACCACAGGACUAGUGUAAUUCUAAGCGCGUGUAUAGCAGUUUUCUACACUUUGUUCGGCGGUCUUUAUUCCGUAGCUUAUACGGAUGUCAUCCAAUUAUUCUGCAUUUUUAUCGGCCUUUGGAUGUGCAUACCGUUUGCUUGGACCAACGAGCAUGUCAUGUCACUCAGUUCAAUGGAAGUUGAUUGGAUUGGUGUGGUUCCUCCUGAAGAAUACUGGUAUUAUAUCGAUUAUGGUCUGUUGUUGGUAUUCGGUGGCAUUCCUUGGCAGGUAUAUUUCCAACGAGUAUUGUCGAGCAAAACAGCUGGCAGAGCACAAAUCCUUUCAUACGUCGCAGCGUUCGGGUGCAUCUUGAUGGCGAUACCACCAGUUCUUAUUGGAGCUAUAGCCAAAGCAACAGUAUGGAACGAAACUGAGUACACCGGUCCAUAUCCUCUAACUCAAGAUGAAAGCAGUAUGAUCUUGCCAAUGGUAUUGCAAUAUUUAACUCCAGACUUUGUAUCAUUCUUCGGCCUUGGCGCAGUGUCUGCGGCCGUAAUGUCAUCCGCGGAUUCAUCUGUUCUUUCAGCAAGCUCUAUGUUUGCAAGAAAUGUCUACAAGCUGAUUUUCAGGCAGAGGGCUUCGGAAAUGGAAAUCAUAUGGGUCAUGCGUAUAGCCAUUGGUAUUGUAGGAGUAUUGUCCACUGUUAUGGCGCUCACUAUACCGUCUAUUUAUGGUUUAUGGUCCAUGUGUUCAGAUUUAGUUUACGUGAUCCUAUUCCCGCAACUUUUGAUGGUCGUGCAUUUCAAACAUCAUUGCAAUACAUACGGUAGUUUGGCAGCCUAUAUAGUCGCGUUCUUCGUACGGAUGUCUGGAGGAGAGCCGAUGUUGGGUUUGCCGGCGGCUAUCCACUACCCAGGCUGGGACGGAGAAAAACAAUUAUUUCCAUUCCGAACCAUGGCUAUGCUCAUGUCACUAUUCACAUUGGCUUCGGUCUCAUUCCUAACCAAAUGGUUAUUCGAAAGUGGCCGUCUUGCUCCGCAAUACGACUAUUUCCGAUGCGUCGUUAAUAUUCCUGAAGACGUCGAGCGUGUCGGUGAUCCAGCCGAAGAUGGAGAACAAAUGUCUGUGAUGGCAUCAGGAGCAAUGGGAGCAAUGUAUGGUGCCGCUACAAUGGUUGGCAAAGAUGAAAUGAACGGCAGAAUAAAUCCUGCACUAGAACCUGAUGACGAUAUGGACGCAGAGCAUGUGCAGCAAUUGCGCCAAUUGUGUGCAGGAGGCUCGAAGCAGGAUUCGGCCAGGCCUGCACCCAAGCAAGUACAAACCGCAUUUUAA
Messenger RNA from Ctenocephalides felis (cat flea), 1773 nucleotides. RefSeq names its product high-affinity choline transporter 1 (gene ChT). The record is from RefSeq and is a predicted model, not a curated record. Gene Ontology annotation, cellular component: plasma membrane. The transcript is spliced from 10 exons. Gene Ontology annotation, biological process: choline transport; acetylcholine biosynthetic process; transmembrane transport. The coding region runs from base 1 to 1773 and encodes 590 amino acids. Gene Ontology annotation, molecular function: choline:sodium symporter activity. NCBI's taxonomy places the organism in Eukaryota, Metazoa, Arthropoda, Insecta, Siphonaptera, Pulicidae.